AUGGCAAGACUUUCAUUGAUCCUGAGCGUCAUGGGCUUCAGCUCAACUAUUGCCAAUACAUAUGCAUUCAGAAACGACUGUGGUACUUGUGAGGUGCCUAAGAGGGACGUCAUAAAUUUCAUGGGGAAAAAACGCCAUUGCGAGUCAUCUUCAAAUGAAAUGGACUCCAGCAGCAGGUCUGAUUGCGGAAUCUCAGAUAGUAGUAGUGAUAGAAGCAACAGAAGGAACAGAUGCGCAGAUUCAUCUAAUUCCGACAGUGGAUACAGCGGCGAUUGCUCUGAAUCAUACUCGUCUUGUAUGUCAUCGUCUAGCAGCUCGUCAUGCGCAUCAAACAGCGAGCAAUACAAAGGCAAGUGUGCAACAGAGCUUGAGAUCCCACUUGAGAAGAUGAAGAACACCUUGUUCACAUACUUGAUCGGAUUCGAAAAGCAGUACAAGGAAAGCGUAGUUGCAUUCUUGCAAGGACAAAUUUCACAAGCAUCUGUAAUAAGCUCUGCAUACGUAAGCACACAAUACACUGCUCUGCUGGCAGCACUUGCAGAUCUUGGAUUUGUGAUUCCUGCAGAUGUUGUGACACAACUCAAGGCAUGGGACACAGCUGAGGCAAGUGCUCUUGCACGAAGCAUACAAGAGACUGCAGUGAAGGUCCUGAAGGAUCUCCUGUGCAGAGUCAAUAAGAUGUGCCACUCCGAUCUUAUGGGUCUUAUUGACAGUGGUCUGUUUUCAAGCCAGGUCUUGAGUGCAUUCUCUAACAUGCAGCCUCUGAUUAACUCAUAUGCAGAUGAAUUGUUUGCAAAGCAGAUGGCAGUCUUUGAAAGCUUGAACAUUGAGUUCACCUCACAAGCAAUUGAUGCAAUAGUGAUUGGACUACAUCUGAAUGGCACUGACUUCAUUGCAUUCUUCACAGCACAGGUCUGUGCUCAACAAGUGAGUGCUCAGGCAGACUUGGCUCAGCUAUACCUGUACCUUGAUAUAAUGAUUACUGCAUCAUCCACAGACUUCCAGGCAAUUGCAUUGUUUGAGAUUCAAUCAAUCAUGAACAAAGUGUUUGGAACAGCGAUAGUACCACCUGCAUCAACCAAUACACCAGUAACUACGCCGCCAGCAACAACUACGCCGCCAGCAACAACUACACCACCAACACAGCCAACACAGCCAGAACAGCCAACACAACCUGUGUCCCCUCUACCUGGAAGUGUUUAG
Molecule: messenger RNA, 1203 nt
Organism: Ordospora colligata OC4
Lineage: Eukaryota; Fungi; Microsporidia; Ordosporidae
Product: spore wall protein Swp1b
Exons: 1
Coding region: 1-1203 (400 amino acids)
Source: RefSeq, a predicted model, not a curated record